UCCCUUCUGUACCAUCCUGCUGACAACAUUGGAGAGGAAAGAUGGCGGCGCCCACAGCAGUAGACAAAACUAUGAGCAAAAUGACUGACAAUUUUGUAUACCCCGUUUAUACAACUAACCAAGGUAGCGAAUUAGAGUCGGGAGAGCUUCAGGAUUUUGUGGUGGAUUUCCUGGAGAAGGAGAUAGGCAGCGACCUGAAAUCCCUGAAGAAUGUUGGCAAACUGCUGGAAGAGCUGAGAGAGGAAAACAGCGUCCUGGAGGAACAGGUUCUGAGUGUGUCCAGUUCUGUGCCCCCUAAAGUGUCUUCAGCUCUGUCUGCUGCUGAGGAGGCUAGAUGUUCCAUGGAGGACCUGCAGCAGAGAGAGCGACUUAUCUCGAACAAGCUGCACCAGCACCUGCAGGGGGCCCAGCCUUGGAUGGAUAAUCUUAGCCAAACGCUUAACCAAGUCGACACCAUAGAGAGACACAUGAAAUACCUAUGCUGCCUUCAACACAUAGAGGAACUCAGUGCUGCAGUCCAGCAGUGUCUGAUGACCAGCAGUGUCUGGGAGGCCAUAAGGGCAGUGGACAGCAUGGCUGCGCUGGAUGCUGGACUAAACCAGUCCGGAUGUACUCACCUCCAGAACUUCCUCAGAGAAACACUUCACUUCUGGCACAAGAUUAUCAAAGACAGACUGGCCAGUGAUUUUGAGAAAGUAUUGACUCAGCUCCAUUGGCCGAUCAUCUCCCCUCCUACUCAGUCACUUACACCCACUGCCAAUUGUCAGGAGAUCAGCAGCCAGCUGGAGUUGCUUGUCACACAGCUACUCGCCCUGCAGACCUCUGAUGACCUCAUAUCUCAGAGGGCUUUGCCCUCUACUCAGGGUGCACCCUCCACCCAGCCUGUCUCUUCAGCUACACCCGCAUCCCAAGGUCCUCCAAUCUGUCUGCCCAUCCAGAUCAUGCUGCAGCCGCUCAGCAAAAGAUUCAGAUACCACUUCUAUGGGAACCGACAGACAAACUCCCUCAGCAAGCCCGAGUGGUACCUCACACAGGUCCUGAUGUGGAUGGGGAACAGCUCGACCUUCAUGGAGGAAAAGAUCCAGCCUAUCCUUGAGCGAGCUGGGGCCACCAUCAGUGCCAGGGUGGAGCUAUGUCGAGGCUUGUUGUCUUUAGUCCAGGAGAAAGUGGCCAGCGACGCCUCUCGGCUGCUGUAUGACGAUGGGCUCUUCUGUCACCUGGUGGAGGAGGUGCUGCAGUUUGAGAAGGAGCUGCGAACAAACCAGUCGUACCCAGCAGUGCUGCCUGGUCUGCUUCACCUCCUGCUUGAGGACUCCAUACUUCAGAAGUGGCUUACUGUGGAAAGGAAGAUGGCAGUGGAGAAGAUGGAUGCCAUGCUGUCGGCUGAGGGAGCGUGGAGCUCUCAGUACAAAGAUAUCAGUGAUAUGGAUGAGCUGAAGGCUCCAGACUGUGCUGAGACUUUCAUGACUCUGCUACAGGUCAUCACUGAGCGGUACCGGGCUUUACCCUGUCCCUCGGCUCAACUGAAGUUUCUAGGGCUACAGAGAGAACUGGUGGAUGAUUUCCGCAUACGACUCACUCAGGUGAUGAAAGAGGAGUCUCGAUGCCCGCUCGGUGCACGUUACUGUGCCAUCCUUAAUGCUGUCAACUACAUUUCCACCAUCCUGGUAGACUGGGGAGACAAUGUGUUUUUCCUCCAGCUUCAGCAGGCAGCGGUUUCACUUGGUGAGGAAGUAGUACUGGGAGACCUUGGGGUGAUGGAGGUGGGCCGUCUGGCUUCUCUGGAGGGCUCUUUAUUCGAAGGCCUGCUGGCAUUGCUGGAUCGACUGAAAGGGGAUAUGAUGGGAAGACUGCUGGAGUGGACCAUGAGAGAAAUCACAGAAAAAGCCAGACCAUAUAGCCAAGACAGGUGGUUGUCCUUACCGUCCCAGCACGACCAGUCCACCAUGUCCCUGUCCAGUUCAGCAUGUCCCAUGAUGCUGUGUGUGAGGGACAGACUGUUGAACCUGCAUCAGGUCCUGAGUCUUUCUCUGUUCCAACUAGCCUGGCAGGGUCUGGCGGAGAGACUUGACAACUUUCUCUACCAGGAUGUGAUCCUAUGCAAUCAUUUCAGUGAUGGCGGGGCAGCUCAGCUUCAGUUCGACAUGACCAGAAACCUAUUUCCUCUGUUUGGUCACUACUGCAAAAGACCUGAGAACUUUUUUAAGCAUGUUAAGGAGGCAUGUAUCAUCUUGUGUCUGAAUGUUGGCUCUGCUAUUCUGCUAAGGAAUCUCCUUAAAGAGUCAGAGGAGGAGACAAAAGAUUUGGCAGGUGCAGGGGAUCCUCCACCCGAGUCUGCGCUGAACGAGUUAGGAGUUUACUGCUUAGCACCCUGUGAUGUGCUGAUUCUCCUUAAGCUCAGAGCCUCCUUGCCUGGACAGUGACAUCGCCCCCGCCCCCCCGGGCAAUAUUUGUUGGUGUGGAGCGUGCAUGAGAUUGAUUACUUGUCAAGUUUUUCUAAUAAAAUUGUAAUCAAUAGCUUUAAUCUUUGUAAACAAGACAGGUAAUAUCAGUUAUGAAAGUUAAGGCGGUUAAGAUGCUGUUUAAUAAGUUGAUACUACCAGAUUGUCAUUGUAUUGCACUAUUUUUGGGGUCACCUCAGUUAACUUAAGUAUUCCACAACAAAGUAUAGACAAUUAUCCUUUGUCUAGACUACAUAAUAAAUCCAGCUUACAUGCAGUGGUCUCAACGGCCCCAUA
Messenger RNA from Lates calcarifer (barramundi perch), 2738 nucleotides. It is a transcript of the gene rint1, whose product is annotated as RAD50 interactor 1. The record is from RefSeq and is a predicted model, not a curated record. Bases 42 to 2423 code for a protein of 793 amino acids. Gene Ontology annotation, biological process: retrograde vesicle-mediated transport, Golgi to endoplasmic reticulum; regulation of ER to Golgi vesicle-mediated transport; endoplasmic reticulum to Golgi vesicle-mediated transport. The transcript is spliced from 15 exons. Lineage: Eukaryota; Metazoa; Chordata; Actinopteri; Centropomidae. Gene Ontology annotation, cellular component: Dsl1/NZR complex.